AUUAAUAAAUGAUGGGAAGAUCACCAAGCAGUGAAGAAAAUGGACUAAAGAAAGGCCCGUGGACGCCAGAAGAAGAUCAAAAGCUCAUCGAUUACAUUGAGCGUAACGGACAUGGUAGUUGGAGAGCACUGCCUUCACUUGCUGGUCUUAAUAGGUGUGGCAAAAGUUGUAGGUUGAGAUGGACUAAUUACCUUCGUCCUGAUAUCAAGAGAGGCAACUUUACCGAAGAGGAAGAAAAACUCAUUAUACACCUUCAUUCUCACCUUGGAAACAAGUGGUCCGCAAUUGCAACACAUCUUCCAGGAAGGACAGAUAACGAGAUCAAGAAUUUUUGGAACACCCAUCUGAAGAAAAAGCUACUCCAAAUGGGAAUUGACCCUAAUAAUCACAAGCAUCAAUCAAAUUUCUACUCCAAAAAUCAUUUAACAAUGCGAUCUUCUUCUUCAUCUCGUUAUUAUUCAAAACCUACCACUAACAGCAACAAGAAUUAUAAUAAUAAUAAUAAUGGAUUUGGGAUUGGAAUUAGUUACAGGAAGAAGGAAAUGGAUCAUGGACACAAAUCGGACGGUCCUAAAUUUGUUGCACGUUCUUCUUCGGGUUCAGAAUCACGUAUGAAUUCGAGUUCAAAGGGGAGGAUUAUAUUUUGGUCAGGUGUUACUUUAGUUUUAGCCGUUGGGAAUCGAGUGCUUUAUAAGCUUGCAUUGGUGCCUAUGAAGGACUUUCCUUUUUUCUUGGCUCAACUCAACACUUUUGGGUAUGUGGCAAUUUAUUUUUCUAUACUGUAUAUGAGGCAUCGUGCUAGAAUUGUAACUGAUGAGAUGCUGACCAUUCCAAAAUGGCGCUUUGCGGUCAUUGGUAUGCUAGAAGCCCUGGGAGUUGUCACUGGGAUGUACUCUGCAGCAAUGCUCCCUGGACCAGCUAUACCAAUAUUGAACCAGACAUUUUUGUUGUGGCAACUGGCUUUUUCUGCUCUCCUUCUAGGAAGAAGGUACUCAUGGAACAAAAUCGCCGGAUGUUUACUAGUCGCUGCUGGAGUAGUUACAGCUAUUGCAAGUGGAUCGGAAAGCGGUCAAAUGCUAGCAGGAGUCGGGUUGUUGUGGCCAAUAAUGAUGGUAGUAUCAAGUGCAUUCCAAGCUGGUGCAAGCAUUAUUAAGGAAUAUGUUUUCAUUGAUGCUGUUACCCAUCUCAAGGGGAAGUUGCUUGACAUAUUUGUUGUUAAUUCAUUUGGUUCCGGGUUCCAGGCUCUUUUCGUGCUUCUCUUUCUCCCACUAUUAUCAAAUCUGAAGGGGAUACCAUUUCAAGAGCUUCCUUCAUACAUAAUGAGUGGUGCUGGUUGCUUUCUCAACGUUGGGACCAGUUCAGGUUGUGACGGAUCACCACUCUUACCAUUACUUUAUAUAGUCAACAAUAUCGCAUUCAACAUAUCAAUUCUCAACUUGGUCAAAAUUUCUUCGGCUGUAGUCUCCUCGCUGGCAGUUGUAUUAUCAGUGCCAACCACCAUAUAUAUUCUUUCCCUUCCGCUACCGUACCUCCCUGAAGGUGUAACUUUGAGCCCUUUCUUCUUGUUUGGGAGUGUGAUCCUUGUGUUGGGUCUCAUUUUAUACAAUGUUCCUCAGCGUAGCAAGUAGCACUCUCACUCUGAGUUCAUGUAAGAUGUAACACAUGUGUAGCUUACGCCCAUAUUCUUUUGUUUUAUAGUGAUAUUCUUUGUUCCAACAGGUAGUUGUGGUAAAGCUACUUUUAGUGACAAUAAAGAUUCAUAUUUGUAUGCAAUCAAUAUUGAUUCAAAAUUGUCAAUGAUAGCAUCUUAUGAAA
This is a messenger RNA of Erigeron canadensis, 1815 nucleotides long. Its product is annotated as protein CLT2, chloroplastic. Bases 9 to 1628 code for a protein of 539 amino acids. NCBI's taxonomy places the organism in Eukaryota, Viridiplantae, Streptophyta, Magnoliopsida, Asterales, Asteraceae. The record is from RefSeq and is a predicted model, not a curated record. The transcript is spliced from 12 exons.